Messenger RNA from Saimiri boliviensis boliviensis (Bolivian squirrel monkey), 2198 nucleotides. NCBI's taxonomy places the organism in Eukaryota, Metazoa, Chordata, Mammalia, Primates, Cebidae. The record is from RefSeq and is a predicted model, not a curated record.
AAUCUUGCAGAAAGAAGCCAGGUAUUCGGAAGGUAAAAGAUAGCAGAGAUUCUCAAACAUGCGAGUUUUCUGUGUGGGACUGCUCCUUUUCAGCGUGACCUGGGCAGCACCAACAUUUCGACCACAGACUGAGAAAACUGAGCAAAGCUGUGUGGAAGAGCAGAGGAUAACAUACAAGGGUCACCAUGAGAAACAAGGGUUUUAUGUUUUUAAGUAUGUUUACAUGUCACCUGGGAAGGAAAAUCAAACUGACAGUAAAGGCUCCUCGAGCCACUCUACGACAGAACUCUGGUCCCAGAAUCUUCCUGAUCCCCAUCCCAUGCCUUGGCCCACAUCUCGCUCUGCUUCAGGACCUGCAGCUGCAGCAGGAAGAAAAAAACGAAGACAAUAUCGGUUUUCACCAUUUGGGCAAGAGAAGAAAUCAAGAGCUGUCAUCUAAAGAAAAUAUUGUCCAGAAAAGAGAAAAAGAUUUGUCCCUUUCUGAAGCCAGGGAGAAUAACCAAAGUAGUAAAUCCCAAAAUCAUUUCACAAAUAGACAGAGACCGAAUGAAGAUUAUAGUAUCAGUAACAAAGAGAAUGUCUACGAUGGCCUGAAGAUGUCAGUUUAUUCUGAGUCAACUGGGAAUAAAGGGUUUGAAGAUGGAGUUGACGCUAUCAGCAAACUACAUGACCAAGAAGAAUAUGGCGCAGCUCUCAUCAGAAAUGACAUGCAACAUAUAAUGGGGCCAGUGACCGUGAUGAAACUUCUGGAGGAAGAAAACAAAGAGAACAAACCUAGGAAUGUUCUAAACAAAAUUCCUGCAAGAAUAAACUAUGCUAAAGCACACUUGAAGGAUAAAAAGAAGCCUCAAGGAGAUUCCCAAGCCCAGAAAGGCCUAGUAAAAAGCAAAAGCACCCACCACAUUCAACACAACAUUGACUACUUAAAACACCUCCCAAAGGUCAAAAAAAUUCCCAGUGAUUUUGAAGGCAGUGGUUAUACAGAUCUUCAAGCAAGAGGGGACAAUGACGUAUCUCCUUUCAGUGGGGACGGCCAACCUUUUAAGGACAUUCCUGGUAAAGGAGAAGCUACUGGUCCUGACCUAGAAGGCACAGAUCUUCAGACAGGGUUUGCAGGCCCAAGUGAAGCUGAGAGUACUCAUCUUGACACAAGAGAACCAGGUUAUAAUGAAAUCCCAGAGAGAGAAAAAAAUGGCAAACAUACCAUUGGAAGCAGGGAUGAAACUGUGAAAGAGGCAAGUGGUGUUGAUGUCAGCCUUGUAGAGGGCAGCAACGAUAUCAUGGGUAGUACCAAUUUUAAGAAACUCCCUGGAAGAGAAGGAAACAGAGUGGAUGCUGGAAGCCAAAAUGCUCACCAAGGGAAAGUGGAAUUUCAUUACCCUCCUGCGCCCUCAAAAGAGAAGAGAAAAGAAGGCAGUGGUGAUGCAGCUGAAAGUACCAAUUAUAAUGAAAUUCCUAAAAAUGGCAAAGGCGGUGCCAGAAAGGGUGUAGAUCAUUCUAAUAGGAACCAAGCAACCCUAAAUGAAAAACAAAGUUUUCCUAGUAAGGGCAAAAGUCAGGACCUGCCCAUUCCUUCUCGUGGUCUUGAUAAUGAAAUUAAAACCAAAAUGAAUUCCCUUAAUGGCCCCAGUAAUGAGAAUAUAAUAACACACAGCAGAAAAUAUCAUUAUGUACCCCAUAGGCAAAAUAAUUCUAUGGGGAGUAAGGGUACAUCACAAAGGAAAGGCUCCUGGGGUAGACAACCCCAUUCCAACAGGAGGUUUAGUUCCCCUAGAAGAGACGAGAGCAGUGAUUCAUCUGACAGCAGCAGUUCAAGUGAGAGCAGUGGUGACUAGUGCACCAGGAGUUCCCAGCAGGGUGACGCUCUGAAGCCCUCGCCACCUGUGAGUUGACGUAGAGGAGAGCUAUCUGACAGCUGACCAGAUGAAGAGAGGACAGAGUGAAGAACUGAGUGAGCCAAGAAUCCUUGUUUCCUUGGGGGAAUUUUUGCUAUUUUAAUAGUCAUGACAUAAAAUUCUAUUAAAGUUAUAACAUUUUUAAGAAAAAUAUUACAGAUUUGUGAAAUAGGUAACAUUUGAGUAGAUAUCAUUUAAAAAUAAUUUGUGAAUGUCACAAAUGCCUUCAUGUUGUUUGCUCUGUAGACAUGAAAAUAAACAAUAUCUCUCUAUGAUCAUUUGUAUUAAGCGAUCUAUAAGAAA